This is a messenger RNA of Caenorhabditis angaria, 1452 nucleotides long. NCBI's taxonomy places the organism in Eukaryota, Metazoa, Nematoda, Chromadorea, Rhabditida, Rhabditidae. The record is from the annotation of a GenBank genome assembly.
AUGUUUCGGGCCAAUUCGGGGCCCACUGGAGGCCUUGGACAAUGGGAAGAGUUCCCGUGCGCCAAAAAAGAGGAGAAUAAAGUUUGUGGGUGAGUUUUUUCGGGGCUCGUUGUGAACUUUGGAGCAUUUUGACACCAAACACGGUGAAUUUUGGGAUGAAAUUUGAAAUUCCAAUCAAAAUACACCGUGUUUGGUGUCAAAAUGCUCCAAAUUCCAUGAAAAAUCCCAAAAAUUCACAAAUUCUCUACAGAGAUUCCGAAAUUCUCGUCGAAUCCUACUGUGAAGUUCGCACAACUCGUCUAACAAUGAGCGGAGCCUACAAAUGCUCCGCCACAAUUCCCACGGAUCCCAAUCGACAUCGAGCUGUCAGUUCGGAAUUUCCGAUUAACGUUGUUGGAAUUCAGGCGCCUACAGUAAUCUCGUCGCAUUUGCCGUUGCACAAAAAUGGAGAGAUUGAGAUUGAGGUGAGCAAUUUUGGGAGGCCCAAAAAUUACUGUAGUUUUUUUUUCAAGCAUUUUGAUAAGAAGUAAGCCUUGGGUUACUGUAGGCCUAGGAAAUUCCGCAUUUUUUGACACCAAACAUGCAUAGGCUUGGGUUACUGUAGUUUUUUUCGGGCCAAAAACUUGGGUUACUGUAGCUCCUAUAUUUUGCGCUAAAAUUAAGUUCCAGAUUUUUUGAAUACAGUAACCAGGUCUACAGUAAUCUGAAAAAUGUUUAUUGGUUACAGGAACCCGGAUUACUGUAGCUUUUUUUUUGAGAAAACUACCGUAACCAGGGACAUUUCAGUAACCCUCGAAAUUCUCUGAGAUUACUGUAGUGUCUUCUGACACACUACAGUAACCCUGUGUUUGUUUGGUUUCAAAAAUUCCAAAUUUUCGCACAAAAUUUGAUCUACAGUAAUCUAAAGUUUUUCGCGCCAAAAUUGAUCUACAGUACCCCUAGGCAUGUUUGGUCUCAAAAAAUGCAGAAAUUUUGAGCCUACCGUAACCCUAGACAUGUUUAAAAUCAAAGCGCGUCAAAUUUCCGUGCCAACAAAACCUACAGUAACCCGCUCAGAUCUGCGCCAAUCCCAAACCCGAAAUCAUCUGGCACACAUCCGACGGUCUUCUCUACGAAAAACAAUCCACGUCACGUUUCGCCGCCACGUCACUUUCCGCCCGAAAAUCCUCAUUCGGCUCCGCCCCCCUACAAUCAAUUCCCUAUUGUUAUUCGACAUCUUUGCUGAUACACCGUGUCAACGAAAACGAUGAAUUUAGGCUAACUAUCAAGGGAGAACUGACGAGUUUGCAUGAGAAGAUUAGUGUUAGAGUUAAGGUAGGGAAUUUUUUUGGAUUCCACGUGGAAUUUGACGAUUUUAGACACCAAACAUGAUAUAUUUUCCGAUUUUUCCAGGCCUCCUCCUCAAACUUCACAAUUCUCUCAAUUCUUCUAAUCUUCAUCUCGCUUUACUAG